This is a messenger RNA of Alosa sapidissima (American shad), 4495 nucleotides long. It is a transcript of the gene trappc14, whose product is annotated as trafficking protein particle complex subunit 14. The transcript is spliced from 10 exons. Gene Ontology annotation, cellular component: TRAPPII protein complex. Lineage: Eukaryota; Metazoa; Chordata; Actinopteri; Clupeiformes; Clupeidae. Gene Ontology annotation, molecular function: alpha-tubulin binding. The record is from RefSeq and is a predicted model, not a curated record. Gene Ontology annotation, biological process: cilium assembly. The coding region runs from base 297 to 2087 and encodes 596 amino acids.
UCCCGUUGUCGCUCUGGGCUCGAUUGAGCGAACUCGCAACUGUAGUGUUUGCAGUCACUUGAAUGUAGCGUUUAUGUUGUUAGCUAGCUUGGCACAAUUAGCUAGCAAAGGCAGCCGGGGGACACAAUGAAUGACUUAUUAUUAUCGCACAAUUGUUAGACCUACCGAUCUAGCUACCAGUAUUUUUUUUAAUCGAAAGCAGCUAUUUAGAUACGUAACGUCGGUUGCGUAUAAAUACAGAGCGUUAUGCUAUCUUGUUGAUAUCUAUUGCUUGCUUCCCAUUGUUUCCGUUAGUAAUGGUUUUAAUGAUGGAAUCCCAAUGUGAAUAUUUCAUGUAUUUCCCGGCUGUUCCUAUAUCAGAUUUGUCUGAUCCCGCUCGAUACCGUUCACUUCCACGUCGCAGUCACCUCUACCUUGGUGAGACUGUGCGUUUUUUGCUCGUCUUGCGCUCACAAAAUGGUGCGUCUGGGCUCACAAGCAGCGGGGGUGUGGACAAUGUCACCGGGUCGGAGCACCCCAACAGUAGGGCUUGGAGGGACCUUGCUAAUUCUCUGUGCGCGGUUGCAAGUGUCUGUCCCGGCGAUAGCCGUAAGCGACAUAUGUAUCAUGAUUAUCAUAGCAGUGGGGACGAGGGUAUGGAUGAUGCUGAUGAAGAUGACAUGGUUGAUGGUUGUCGAGGGGGGUCAAAAAAACGUGGAUUCCGAGAAUGUAAACCGUUGCUUAUUCACAACAGUCCGGGUAACGGUGUGCGAGAAUUCCGCAAGGCACCCUUGCAGUCCCCUGUAGAUGAGCCUGUGGUUCUAAACGAUGAGGUCAUUUUCCCGCUCACUGUGUCUCUUGACAAACUUCCUGUCAGUACGCUCAAAGUUAAGAUCAUAGUGACCGUUUGGAAGCAGGAAGAGGAGCGGUCUGAGAUCCAGGAUCACGGUUACCUCAGCAUCUUACAACAGAAAAGCCCCUGUCAAACCUUCCACCAAGAUCUGAACACUUUCAAAGCCCAAGUCAGCACCACACUGAAUGUCCUGCCUCCCCCCAGCCUGAGGUGUCAGCAGAUGACUGUAUCUGGGAAACACCUAACUGUCCUGAAAGUCCUGAAUGGGAGCUCCCAGGAGGAGGUAUGUGUGCGCGACAUCCGGAUCCUGCCCAACUUCAACGCCUCUUAUCUUCCUAUGAUGCCUGAUGGCUCAGUCCUGCUGGUUGACAAUGUCUGCCACCAGUCUGGGGAGGUGGGCAUGGAGUCUUUCUUCAGGAUGGAGAGCAUGUCGAGCCCCCUGCCCAGCAUGCUGAGUGCUCUGGAGGAGCAGAACUUCCUCUUUCAACUGCAGCUGAAUGAUCAGCCACAGGAGGAUACUAACGAGGGUCUGGAAGUACCGCUUGUGGCUGUCCUUCAGUGGUCCACCUCCAAACUCCCCUUCACCAACUCCAUCUACACUCACUAUAGCUUGCCCAGUGUGCGGCUGGACCGUCCUCGCUUCAUCAUGACCGCGAGCUGCCCUAGCGCAGUGAAGGCACGAGAGCACUUUCGGGUCCGAUACACGCUGCUCAACAAUCUGCAGGACUUCCUGGCUGUGCGGCUAGUUUGGACACCAGAGGGCCGAGGUCAUAAGGAGGACCCUGCUGUCAACGCCGUGGUGUGUCACUCCCCACUCAGUAACCUUGGUUACUGUCGCAAGGGCAGCACACUCUCUGUCACAGUGGCCUUUCAGAUUCUGAAAGCUGGACUGUUCGAGUUGAGCCAGCACAUGAAGCUGAAGCUGCAGUUCACCGCGUCCGUGUCCAACCCUCCCCCCGAGGCUCGGCCACUCUCCCGCAAGAGUAGCCCCUCGAGUCCAGCCGUGCGCGAUCUGCUGGAGCGCCACCACCAGGCCAGUCUGAGCCUCGGCCGCUCGCAGUCCUUCUCCCACCAGCAGCCCUCAAAGUCUCACCUCAUAAGGACUGGCAGUGUUAUGGAGCGCCGAGCCAUCACCCCGCCGGUCGGUUCUCCCGUGGGCCGUCCACUCUACCUCCCCCCCGAGCGCAGCGUCCUCUCCCUGGAUAAGAUUGCCAAGCGGGAGUGCAAGGUGCUGGUGCUGGAGGCAGCCAGAUAAACUCACAUCCCCCCAGAAAAACACCCUCCCUCUCCACUCUCCACUAUUGUAUAACACACUGGAUUACCUGUAUUUUAGGUGUAAGGAGUUUAGAGCUACGAAGCUAUUUGCAUUAGGGGAAAACGGGAACAGAAUAUGUAAAUGUAUUAACUCAUGAGAACUUGAAAACAACACGUUUAUUGGAACCCUCUGUUAUUUAGUGGUAAUAGUAAGCGAAGUAAUAUUUCCGUCUUCACAUUUCACAUGGAUCUCUUAAAUGUUGAUGUUGAUUUUUCAGAAAAGGUCCUUUGCUUUAUGUUUACUGUUGUUUGGUGAAGGGGCUCUUUAGCUGAACAAAAUGACCACAUGUAUGUAGGCAGACAGACAGACACACCACACACACACACAGCACACAUUCCUGAUACACCAGAGCCCUUCCACCGACUCAACACACACACACACACACACACACACACCAGUAUACCAGCUCAUAGUCAUGCUGUCUUUGGAAUGCCGUAAAAGACAUAUGGGCCGUGAGGAGACCCAUAUGUCUUAUGAGGCCACAUCGACAGCACAAUCCAAACAGACUCUCACCCGUUCGUAUUUACAAUGUUAUUUCUUUUUGUGUGUGUGUGUCUGUGUGUGUGUGAGAGAAAGGGAGCAGCUAAGAGAAGCAUAUGGGCCAAGAGGUGAAAUGGUGAGUCUGACUGCAUCGUGACUGCAUCCAGUCUGUAGUCUGUGUGUAUUUAUGCGUGCGUGUUGUGGGUGGAGGGGAUGGGGCUCUGUGUUUGCCGACAGCUUCCUGUCAGACUGUAUUUUGUUCUCUCAGCCCAUUGGUGGGCUGACUCAUGUCGCCACACUGGAAUCUGUUUUUUUUUUUUUGCUGUUGUUUUUUUGCAUUUAACUGUAGCCUCAAGAAAUGGGUGGUUGAACUCCUUUAUUUAUUUCAUCAGGUGUUGUUGUUUUGCGCCUGCAAUAAAUGCAUCUCAAAGCACUUGCACUCCGUUAACAAACAAAGCUAACAUUUCUCCCUCGAUCACUUCAUUCCUGGGUUUUUGCUUUUGAGUGUUCUUAUCCAACACUUACACAUACUCACUUCCUGUGUUAUUUUAUUUUGUUUGUGUGACUUUUUAAUGUGCUCCUUUUAAUACGCUCCCACCACCCACUGCCUCUUGUUCUGCUCGGUAGUGUGCCAGUUGCAUGCCUUUUUGUUACUUACCCUCCUGUGACCAAAACGCCACACACACACACACGCACACACACACACACACACACACACACACACACACACACACACACACACACACACACACCACCUCCUCCGGGCCCGUAAGCAGGGGCAUUGAGUCGUGUCAUCUUGCUCCCAGCUUUGCCUUAUUGUCAGACACCAUUUUGAUGUAUUCCGCCCGCAACAUUCCUCUUCCCCCUCACCCUCCUGCUUUCCUGUUGUCACACGGUGGCUGGUUGCACCCACCUCCCACACAACCCCCUCCGAAUGGUCAUCCAUGACGCAUUCAUCAUCACUGAACUGUGACCGCAGACUCCGGACCCCCCCCCUCCCCCCUCCCGUCCUUUGCCAUAGAGAGCUGCCCACGAAUGUGCUACCCAGUGCCACUGCCUGGGGACUUUAUUGGUGAUCAGUCGGCUGUCACUAGGGCUAGAGUGCAUGUAGGCAAGUUCAUUGAUUUUACAGCACCAUGUACAUGCUGACAGCUGUGUCUGAAUCACGAAGCUGCUGAAAGAACCUCAAUACUGGCUGGGCAUUUGACUGUGGGAGGCUUACUAUGGGAUGUUCUUGUAUAGUGAAGCAUUGCACUUCCUGUAAAGUAGACUUCAUAUUUUGCCGUAGACUUUUGUGCACUUUUCAGGGAGUCUGCAGACAAUCCAAUGCAAAUCUGUGACAGGCCUGUUCAAUACUGGUCAAUAGCAUUUCUGUGCUGUCUUGGACCCUUGAGUUCUGUGCGGAUGUUUACAUGUCUGCUUCUUUUUCUUUUCUAGCUUUGUAGCAGUAUCCUUUAGCCUCUUUUGUUGCAGUGCAACACAUUGUUGGAUGUUUUGAAUGUAUGAGUAAUGGUUUUGUUUUUGUUUUAAGUUUCAAAUGUGCAGCUGCUGGAGAGAGAUUCGCUCCUCUGUUUUCCAUUAGUCCUUCCAUUUCAGUCGUCUACAGCACAUGAGGAGUCAAGACAUCUGACAGGGGUUUCUUUUUUAUUAUUUCCAAGGGGAUUUUAUUCUAUUCAAGCACUUUAUUUUUACAGAUUUAAGUUAUUACACUUAUGAAAACAAAGACGUUUUGUCAGUGAUGUCAAUAUAUAGCCUCCCUCUACUGUCUUUCUUUUGAACUUGUUUUAAAGAGGGUUUUGGUUAUACUUGUGUUGAAUGUGUGAAAAAUGUGAUCUUCUGGUCCUUGUGCUUGAAUAAAUAUAUUCAGG